AUGGCAAAUGCCUACAUUAAUAUUUUUUUCGUCACCCUCUUGUUCCUUACAGAAAAUUUUCAAAAUCCCUGUGUAUUCGGAACUACACAUUCUCUGCAGCUUCCCCUUACUGUGGUGAACAAUGCAGCUUCCCUAACAGGAAGGGUCUGCAACUACUCCAGAGUAUCUGCUCCAGCUGGUAGUUCUGCUUGGCCCCUGCCCUCAGCCUUUGGCAACUCUUUCCAACCACUGAUGGGUAUUACCUAUCUUGAUCAACAUUCUAGCAGAACAAUGCUGUCUGGAGUGUCUGGCCAGAGCCAGAUGUCCACUUCAGCUGCUUCCUACCCGAGUGUUUUGGAGUGGGAUAUUGCAGGAAAUGCUGAAAAGAAGUCUUCCAUGGGAGACUUUACUGUGACCUUUAUUGACCAAAACACUGUUGUCUCUUACAUGCCAAUAGCAGCUUGCUAUGAGAAAACCUUAGAUACCAACAACACGGUGUCUCUGUACCCAAUAGUUUCUGCCAGCCUUGUUGAGAGGACACCAUCUCAGGUUCCAAAUCAGAGUCAUAGCCUUUUGCUUCCCGACCAGGAAGGGAGCCAGGUGUUUUACUAUUAUCAGGGCACCCAGGGACCUCUCCUUUCUGGAGAACUGGAUCCCUGCCUGCAAUCCUAUGGCUCCAUGACAUUCACAGGAGGUAGGGGCUUUGCCCUCCAAACCUACAGCAAUGCAUCCCCACAAAUGGCUAUGGUUUUAAAGAGGUCCAGCCCACAAAGAACCGACCACCAGGCCCCACCACUGGAAUCUGCUACUCUGAUUCCUCAACCCAACACAGAAUCGAGUUAUCAAGGUGAGUAA
Sorex araneus (European shrew) is the source of this 834-nucleotide messenger RNA. RefSeq lists its product as uncharacterized. Bases 1 to 834 code for a protein of 277 amino acids. The record is from RefSeq and is a predicted model, not a curated record. Lineage: Eukaryota; Metazoa; Chordata; Mammalia; Eulipotyphla; Soricidae. The transcript is spliced from 2 exons.